UAUAAGCGGCGGCUGUGGAAUCCCCGAGGCGGAAGUGUAGCGCUCGCCGGUGCUGAUCGCAGCUCGCAGUACCCGCCGUGUGCCGCAGACAUGAAGGUGACCUCCAUAGACAGCGGCCGCCUGCGCCGGCUCCUCAGGAAGGACUGUGCCCGCUGCCUGCUGCUGGAUUGUCGCCCCUACUUGCCCUUCAGCGCCUCCAGCGUGUGCGGCUCCAUCAACGUGCUGCUCAACUCCGUGCUGCUGCGCCGGGCGCAGGGGGGAGCCGCGCCGCUGCACUUCGUGGUGCCGGAGGAGGGGGCCCGCUGCCGGCUCAGGGACGGACAGGUGUCCGUGGUGGUGGUGCUGGACGAGCGGAGCCAGAGGUGGCAGAAGCUGAAGAAGGAGAGCCCGGCCCAGGUGGUGCUGAACACGCUGAGCAGCCUGCCCGGGGGUCCCAGAGUCUGCUUCCUCCGGGGGGGAUACGAGUCCUUUCACGCAGAAUAUCCGGAAUGCUGCGUCGAUCAGAAAACGCUGUCUCAGGAAGAAACCGAAAACGAUCAGAAUCUCCUUAUUAGAGACAGACUGUCAUCCUUCCACAAGCCAUCGUACGAUCAGGGCAGUCCUGUUGAGAUCCUUCCAUUCCUGUACCUUGGCAGUGCCUACCAUGCUUCCAAAUGUGAUUUCCUCGCCAACCUUCGUAUCAGCGCCUUACUGAACGUCUCCAGGAAGUGCUCGGACUGUGUCAAAGACCAAUACAAUUACAAGUGGAUUCCGGUGGAAGAUAGCCACAACACGGACAUCAGCAGCCACUUCCAGGAAGCCAUAGAUUUUAUCGAUACGGUGAGACGUGCCGGAGGAAGGGUCCUGGUGCACUGUGAGGCUGGCAUCUCCCGCUCGCCUACCAUAUGCAUGGCGUACCUGAUGAAGACCAAGAGUUUCCGCCUGGAGGAAGCGUUUGAGUACAUCAAGCAACGUCGCAGCCUUAUAUCACCCAACUUCAGCUUCAUGGGUCAGCUCCUUCACUACGAGUCGGAGAUCUUUGCUUCCAAAACAAGUGCCCCUGUGUUGUCCUGCAAGAGGGACUCCAUGUCGUUCUUCGCAGAAGAGAUGAACAUUGGGCAGCGCUUCGAGGGCUCUUGUUUCUCUUUCCCGACUUCGGUCUUGGCGCCUGUCCCGCUCAGGUCUCCGGUCCACCAGUUAAAACUGAGUCCGAUCACGGCCACUUCGUCCUGCUGAUACGGGGGGUCGGCUUACAAACUGUGAAUGCAAACUUUCAAUGUGCAAUACAACUGGCAUCGCACCAUUCCGCGGGCUACCGACGUGUCUGUACAAGUUACAUCCAAUGCUUUAAUGACUUUACAUGGUUCCAAAACUCGGAGUCUGCUGUUUACAACCUCGGGAGGGGAAAUACCCAUUGUAGUCCUGUAGGUAUAGGUUCUGUGUAAUAUUGUACAAUGUUCCUUCUGCUGUAGUCGGGGUGUCUGAUGUACCCUCCCAAUAUUCCAUGAGGAUUGCCUGGACAUAGGCAACCAAUCCAGAGCCCAGGAGGGUGCUCGGUGCCGGAGCAGUGAUAACGGGUUUGAUGGCAUGUGACACUAGUAUGAUAUGUUACACGUAUGGUGACUGGUAGUUCAGCUUCAUAUACUGUGAGCCAGUAUAGAGGUGUUAUGUGCUAGGUGCUGUGAUAAGUAGGUGGAGGGCCGUGCCCCUCACAGCCUUGCCUUUGGGGGGUAGUGAUGUAUUUCCUGUAGGGCCCGAUACAGCAAGCUGUAUAACUAUCUCACACUGGAGAAUAGAGCCUUCUCUGCUGUGCCUAGGUGCACCAAGGCUUUAUUAGCAUAAAGCUUUCAUCUAUUAUCAGCUGCAAUACAAAACGGAGAGAACAAUACAGCAGGGGAUUAAGUCAGACUGCCCCUGCUCGGUUAAUACUUUUAAAGGGAUAGAUGAGGGCUCCAUCUGUACGUAUAGGAAUUCCUAUAUCUGGCAAUACACGUGCGGCCUCGCGUUAAACGUACAGUCACCCACGCACCUGGAAGUGGCUGUUUAGGGGCUGAGCCUAUCUACACUGGAAACGUGCGUUUGCCACGUUACUGAGACAUUUAUUAGUUCUGCAAUGUCUGUUCUGAGUAAAUGGACCGUUUGGCCUCCAGGGUCUGUAAGUAAUGAGUACAUAUAAGUCACCUAAUGGGAAAACCCAGAUUCUGUCUGAACUCAGAAUUUUGUGGCGUCUCGAAAACCAAAACGUAACAGGAAGGGGUUGCGGUAAAUGCUCCUUAGCUGUAUGGGGUCGUUAUGCUGAGACUUGAUGCACCUACAAAUGUACUGGAACAAUGCACUAUUUUUGUUGUGAUAACAAAGCAAUAUAUCUACUGAGAAGGUGUCUGUACAUUGUCUUGGCGUACUGAAGUUAUCUGUUCCGGGGCUCUGGGGGUUAACACUGGAUUGAUUACUUAACCUCUCGCCUGCUGGAGAAAAGCUUUCAGCAAGGAGGCUGUCGCUGUAUAAAUGUGGUAAAUUGUUCUUUUCCAUGUCAGAAUGUUACAGGGUACAAUGCAAUAACUUUCCUUUUGAUGUGUAUCUAUAUAAUGGAGGAUUGACCUUCACUGUGCCAAUAAAUGUUCUUUUUUUUUUAUUUAACAAA
Molecule: messenger RNA, 2620 nt
Organism: Pseudophryne corroboree (corroboree frog)
Lineage: Eukaryota; Metazoa; Chordata; Amphibia; Anura; Myobatrachidae
Gene: DUSP5
Product: dual specificity phosphatase 5
Exons: 4
Coding region: 91-1215 (374 amino acids)
Biological process (GO): negative regulation of MAPK cascade; endoderm formation; protein dephosphorylation
Cellular component (GO): nucleus; cytoplasm
Molecular function (GO): MAP kinase tyrosine phosphatase activity; MAP kinase tyrosine/serine/threonine phosphatase activity; protein tyrosine/threonine phosphatase activity
Source: RefSeq, a predicted model, not a curated record